UCAACUUCUCCAAAUCUUUUCAUCAGAUAAGUAAAAAUCAUUUCUGUUUGCAGGAAAUAAAAGGGCUUGUUUUUGCUAGGCAUUAAUUUCAUCAUCAAAUCCGAGCAAAAAUGAGUUCUUCCUGGCUCUCCGCCGCUCUAAUAGUCCUUUACUGCUUCCUCCUUAUCUCGACCGCCACUGCCUUCAACAUCACCAGGCUCCUCGGAAGAUACCCCGAAUUCAGCAACUUUAACGAUCUUUUGACCAAAAAUGAUCUCGCCAGUGAAAUUAAUAGCCGGAAAACCAUCACCAUCCUGGCGGUGUCUAAUGACGCACUCGGAGGUCUUUCAGGGAAGCCGGAGGAGGUCCAGAAGGGUGUUCUGAGCAACCAUGUAGUGUUGGAUUAUUAUGAUACCUUGAAACUUCAGAAAAUGAAAAACAAAUCUGUCCUUACCACCCUCUACCAAACCACCGGCGUUGCAUCCGAGGGACAAGGGUUCUUGGAUGUCAGCCACAAGAAUGAUGGAAGCAUUGUGAUCGGCUCUGCCGUCAAGGGCGCUCCGCAAGAUACAAAAUUGUUGGGAUCCGUCGCUGCGCAACCAUACAACAUUUCUGUCCUCAGCGUUUCUCAACCCAUUGUGGCUCCAGGAAUUGACAGCGGCUUAAGGCCAAUUGCUUCACCCCCAAAGGCAAGCGCCCCAGUCCCCUCACACAAGAAAAAAUCUCCCCCACCGGCUGAUGCUCCUGCACCAUCUGAUGAUACUACCGCUGAUGCUCCUGCCCCGUCUGAGGGUCCUACAGCGGAUGCUCCUGCACCGUCUGAUGGUCCUACUGCUGAUGCCCCUGCACCGUCUGAUGGUCCUACCGCUGACGUCCCAACUGCAGAUGGUGAUAAUAAGCCAGCCAAAAAUGCUGCCCGAAAGCUGUCCGGUGCUUCCUUUGGGUUGGCAGUGGUGUUUGCAUCUUUCCUUGCAUUAUUCCACUAAGAUCAAGAACAUAGUAGGGCAAGAUUUGUUGGAAAGAAAAUAAAAAUGAAAACUUAUUUUUCAUUUUAUUUCCUCAAAAAUGAGACGAGAAAUGUAAAUUUAAGCAUUUUCUCAUUUUCAAUCUGUAAUUUUGUAUAAUUAAAAAUGGUAAAUAAAAAAGACAUGUCUGGUUACAAGACAAUUUUGCAAGAAA
Messenger RNA from Olea europaea var. sylvestris, 1158 nucleotides. Its product is annotated as fasciclin-like arabinogalactan protein 3. Bases 111 to 965 code for a protein of 284 amino acids. The record is from RefSeq and is a predicted model, not a curated record. Gene Ontology annotation, cellular component: plasma membrane. The transcript has 2 exons. NCBI's taxonomy places the organism in Eukaryota, Viridiplantae, Streptophyta, Magnoliopsida, Lamiales, Oleaceae.